Molecule: messenger RNA, 669 nt
Organism: Panicum hallii
Lineage: Eukaryota; Viridiplantae; Streptophyta; Magnoliopsida; Poales; Poaceae
Exons: 3
Coding region: 1-669 (222 amino acids)
Source: RefSeq, a predicted model, not a curated record
AUGCGGAUGCUUGCCUAUGGCACUAUAGCUGACUCCCUUGAUGAUGGUUAUGCCAUGGCAGAGAGUACCGUUUUGGAAUGUGUUAAGGAGUUUGCCAGCACGAUCAUUUCUGAGUUUGAAGAAGACUACCUAAGACCACCUAACCAGGCUGAGUUGAAUCGGAUUCUUGCAGAGAAUGAGGCUCGAGGCUUUCCCGGGAUGAUUGGAAGAUCAAGCAAUGACUUGAAUGUGUUGGAUCGCUCACAUGUGUUUGAUGAUCUGGCCAAUGGAAGAACUCACCCCGUAGAAUACUUUGUGAAUGGUAACAAGUAUGAUAUGACAUACUAUCUUGCCGAUAAGAUAUAUCCUGAUUGGGCGACGUUUGUUAAAACUAAAAGUGACCCUAUAAAUUCGAAGGACAAGACAUUCGCCGAAGCUCAAGAAGCUGCAAGAAAGGAUGUGGAACAGUCGGAGCGGGACAUGGAGACAGAUGAGAACGAGUUUCGUGAGGCCAAUGACCCACCAAUUCUUAGGGACAGAACUAUAACCGAGCUUAAUGACUACAUGGCUGCAUACCAUAAAAUCCAGGACCGGCCGACAUCCAAGCGCCUGCAACAAGACCUCAUUGAGCACCAUUGGAUGUUGAAAGGAAACGAGAUAGGGCCAUAUGCGCGGAGGUCUCGGCAGUAG